UAGUACGUCUGUUUAGAUAAUCACCUGAAAUAUUCAUGAAGGAAACACAUUAGCAUCAGGAUCGAAACGCAAGGGAGCUUGAAGUGUGCAGAGAAUAGACUAUUCAUCGUGGCAGGUCACACGCGAGCGAAAGAUUAGAGAAUCGUCUCCCCUGAAAUCCCGCUGUAUUUGCGAAGGGAAGUUAACACUGUGUAUUUUUGAGUAGCGACGCAAUCCAAGCGUUAUUUGAAUGGCUAUUUAUUUUGAGAGAUUAGUCAGUAGACGCUGUCUCAAUUUCAGUGGCUUGCUGCGUGUUAAAUUACCUUGAACUCGAAACUCUUCGUUAACAGUUCUAAGUCUUAAAACCUUCAACAAGUGGAGCUCGCUUUUGACAUUUAAUGGCGGUUGAACUCGUCCAAGACCUGUCUUUCCCUGUAAAGGUUUACGUCGUCCUUCUGCAUCUUUUACUUCUGUUUCUGGUGGUUCUGUUUCUUCAAAGGCCGUUUAAGAAGUCAAGUGGCGACAAGGACGAGAAGCAUAGCCGGAAAAUUAGAACUUUGACGAAGGAUAAUCGAGCAGUAACUAUCGAACCUUGUGCAUGGCUGAAUUCAACUUUGGCGUGGUUGUACCUUCACGCUCAAGGGAAAGAUCGAACCCCAAACAUUAUCAGGUUCUGGUUACGGGCUUUAAAUAAACAACUUCAGAAAAACAAAAAGGUAAUCUUGUUUUAUUGUUAACGUUGGUAUUGAUUCCCCAUCAUUUUCCCGCCAACAUCUCUAGAAAUAUCGGUGAUUUUUUAAUGCGAAUCUUGUGUUUGUAUUCGAGUAUUUCUUGAAAUUAUGUUUAUUGAUGAAGGCCUGACUUUUAUAUUUCAAGUAAAUGUGCCCUGAUCUUUUUUGUUAAUGAAAUGUAGAUUGUUCAAUGUUUAUAUACAUUGCUUUUCAAGAAAACGAGAAACAAAUGAUAAAUAUUGCUUUUCAGAAUUCAAUUAACAAUAUCAUUUUGAGUUUGCUGAGAGAAAAUUGACUCAAGCGCAAUCAGCAAGGCUAUCGUGAGAGCGAAUGUACUGUCUAUAAAUGUAUAUGUUUCUUGUAUAGAAAGAUGAAUAAAUUCGAGAGCUCUUGAGUCAGAGUUAUUGUGGUCACCACGUGUGAGGUGAUUAAUGGAGGAUUAACCAAUUGCAGUGUUACACCUCUGUACUCACUUGAGUUUGUCAUUAAUUCAUGUCAUUUGGCAUAAUUGCUCUGAGCCUGGUUGUUAGAGGGGCAAAUACCUCAAUCCAAUAGAUAAAUCACUAUCCAUUGGAUAACUGUUAACAAGACCAGCACAAUCCAAUGGAUAAAGAUUAACCCAUUGGAUAGUAUAUAUCCACUCUUUGAACAACCGCGACCUGGUGAUUUUGGAGAAACCCACACUGUGAUUGGUUUAGAAUUGCAACAGAUCUCAACUGCUGUAAUUUAUUAUAGUUCUGAGGCACUAAUUUUGGAAAUGGCCAUAUUGCAAUUCUUAGCCAUCUCUGAAGAAGAAUGAAAAAGCAGAUGGAUUCUUUGGGUUAUUAUAAUCAUAUGCUAAACGAAAAUUUCCCCUCUGGCUCAGCAAAUGUUGCUAAUUGAUCCCAUCCAGUCUUUCCCAAGAUACACCAAGCCUCUAGCAAACAAUUUUUUAAAGAUUAAAAUUGGGAUGAUUGCAGCCAGGAAAUUUUUUGCCUUUUUUUCAGCAAACUUGCUGCAUACACAACACCAAAUUGCUUUCAGCUCAUUUCUUGUGUUCAUGGUGUUAGUGCCUUCAUUUAACUUUGGAUAUCAUACAUGAUUUACUGAAUAACCUUUUUUUUUAUAAUUAAGCCAUUAUUUAUGUAUGAUCAUUUCAUUUAGUAUCCAUUCUCUGUUAAUUUUUUAUGGGAACUGGAGUAUACAUGGCUGCGUGGCACCAUUCCAUGAUGUAUUGAGGAUAUUAAUUUUGUGUGAUUUGAUUUUUCAAGCAAAACCAAUCCCAUGUUAUUGUUAUAAAUGUUCCAGUAAAUCUCUCAUUGAUUUAUAAAUGUUUUUAAUUUAGAAAGAUCAGAGGAUCAUAAUCGAUAACCUUUGUCCAGGAUGCCUGCCACCAAAAUUAACAAGUGUGUACUGUCUCUCUGUCAGUGGUGACAUGCAGGUAUAGUGGGUGUGAUGAUAAAUUUAUUGGUUGACUAUGAGAAAGAAAAGUAUCUUUCUUUCUCUUUGUGGGCUCAUUUCUGCUUUAAUAAAAUUGUGUGAAUAAUGUUAACUUUUCACAUCUAUCAAAUUGAGUGCAUUUAGGUGUUUACAAAUAAUGUGAUAUGAAAAAAUGAAUAUCAAAGUGAUCAUCGCAGUAAUGAACCCUGCUUAAUCAGUAGUGAAAAUAAGGCGUAAAGAAAUUCAGGCCUUUACGAGAUAUGAACCCAUGACCUCUGUGAUACUGGUACAGUGCUUUAACAAGUGAGCAAACAAGCCAACAGGGAGCUGGUCAAUAUGUUGGUUUCUAAAAAACUUGUGGAGUGAAGAAUAACAGACUAUGAAUAUAUGAAAAUCAUGUAUUGAAUCAUAAUAUAAUAUAUUCAACACUGUAAUUGUCAGAAAUUAAUUCUCUCAGUUGGAUCACAUUUCAUUGUAAACUCCAUGUAUUUAUUUUUGUGCACUUGAGAGAAAAAAUGUUAGUCUGACGGAAACAUGGAUUAAUUAAGGGAUGACACUCUGUUAUCACUCUUAUGAAAGUUUCCUAAUCAAUAAUCAUCAGCAUGUGUUAUUAUAAUGCGGUAAAUAUCUUUUGUUUGGAAAUUAUCCAAUUUGUUGUGAUUUCAGUGUGUCACAUUUCAUGUGGAGUCAGUUGAUCUUGGUUUCCUUGUGCGCGUCAUUCAACAGACAAGUGAAGGACCCAAAACCACUCAUAUGGAAGUGCGUGUGGUUAGACUAGCAGGAGAGGUAAAUUCUUGAUUUUAAAAGACCAAUAACUUAUCAUCUUGGAGCUUAAAAGAACUAACCAUUAUUAUAGAGAACUCUCCUUCCUGGACCUGGGAUCAACUGAUCUGGUUUUGUGCCAUUGGCUGGAUCAUUAUGUUCUCACACAGUUCUUAACUCUGCCCAGGAAAAAUAAAAUGUACCACCAAACUCUCAGAGAAAAUUGACAAAUUCCUCAAGACAAUUUAAUAUUCCAUUAGUACUCAUUGGAACAUCAUGUUCAUGAAACCAAAAUUAACUCUUGCACUCUGGUUUUGUUUGUCUGAAAUUUUACAACAAAUAUCUUGUUUUUCUGAAUGUUUGUUUAAUUGUGGUUGGCAGUUGUUAGCUGUUGAUAUCAUUAUAUUGUCUCCUCUUCCCAGGUGGCUCUUAAACUGAGCACUUCCCCUUCAAGGCUUCAGAUAAGUGCUCAAUUCAUUGGUGUUCCUGAGAUUGCUCUUUCCACAAAGUGUCUUGCAAAGGUAAAAGUAAUUACAAGCUGUAUUGAUCUAUGCUGUGUUGUGGUUUGGAAAACACAAACUGCAUGAUUUGUAUAUGGAAUUACAAGAUGUAUUGAUCUAUGCUGUGUUGUGGUUUGGAAAACACAAACUGCUUGAUUCUUAUGUAGAAUAUAGUGUUACAUUGUCUGAUGAAUGAGUCAACUAUCAUGGGAAUUUUGUUAUAUAAAUUUAUAAUUUUGUGAUUAUUAUGCUUUGUAAAACAAGCAAGAUGCUACAAGCCACCUCACUGGUCAAAAACCCAUUGUUUAUUGCGUUGAUAAACCCAUAGUUGUUUUGAAAAGCAGCAGACCACAAUAUCUAUCAGUUUACCGGUGCAAUAACCCAUGCAGGAUGUUGGGAGAAUGUCUACGGCUCAUGAUUUGCAAACUUUUCUUGUGUUCUCCUAACAUCCCAUGCGGGUUAUAAAAUAAAGCUAUUACACUGUACAGGUACAUUCAAGUUAGCUCUAUCUCUCUCAAGAUCCUUAUAUCAGUUCUCUGCUCUGUCAAUUAUAUGUUUCUUAUAUAAUUAAUUUUAAGCUCUGGCAGCAAGGUGGAGAAUGAUAUGAUGUUCCCUUGAAUAUAAUUCUCAUCACCUGCUUAAAAAUGUCGGAAUAUUGUUAGGAGAAUUCAUUUUCAAUCAGUAAUGGCCAUAGAAAAGUCAUAAGUCUUGUGACAAUUGUUAUCACAUUAAUUAUGGAUGGUAAUUUUGUACAUUAUAAUAAAAUCACAAACUCAUUUUAAAAAUUGGAAUGCAAACUCUUCUGAUUGAGUUCAAAAUACCAUUUUAGACUCUCUUCGUUCAAUUUUCAUUUUGCAAUUGUACUAUUAAUAUUUUUCAAAAAUGUUGUAUGGAGAGAAAUUAAUUUUUAUACACGUUAACACUUUAGUGCCUGCAAGCUGUCUGUUUUAUCCAGCUCUAAUUGUUACCUGUCAUCCUAAAGUUAAAAUCAGCUACAGGUUUUUAGCCAAGUACCUGCCUUUCCACCUGCUGUGUCCAUUCAUUUCAAUUUAGUUAAGUCAAUAUUACCACCCAUUUCAUCAACUUUAAAUCCAUUCUUAUUUAAAUCAUCAAAAUUUUAAAUCUCCUCAUUCAAUGGUGUUAUAUGCUGGUAAGUUUUCGUUGUGAGAAUAUACUGAUCAGCAUGCAUGUCAAUGACUGUGUCCUUUCUGAUAAAUUUUGGUAUUCUCCUUAGCUGUUUUCAUGACAGAUAGUUACUAAAAAUCAAGGAGAAUUCAAAAUUUGGUUUUUCUUGGAAAUUUAAACUCUUUUUCUCUAAAAGUGUUUGAUAAGGGAAACCUGCAGUUUCACACAUAGUGAAAUUGUAUCUCCUAAUUAUAACAUUUUGAUUUUAAGCGAAAAAUAUGAAAUGAAUUUUUCAAACAAUGAACUUGCCCGUGUUUCUUUUGAUGAAUUUUCAAUAUUUUUCUUAAUUUUAUUGCAAAGAGAGUAACCUAAAAUAAAUAGGUGACUCCAAUUAUCUCUUUUGUGCCAUCUUCUCAGAUGCUUUGAGGCUCUCAACUCUCUUUGUUAUUUACAACAAACUGAUGUAAUUGUCAAGGAAUGUAAACUGUUACCCAGACCCUUGACAGUUUUUUCCACCUCCAUAAUCAUUGUUCUGGCAUUACACUGGUGCAUGGAGAAAAGGAAUAAGCUUACAGAUCAUUAAUUAUUCAGCCCUGAAAAAACUGGCAUUUUCAGUUGAAAGACAGCGGCUUUUUGUAAGCUGGCUUUGUGAGGAUAUUCUUGGUUUAACACCAAACUGGUAGCUUCCCAUUAUGGGACAGGAUUCUUCAAAACAAGGUAAAAGAGGCUUGUGUUUGGAUGAAAGGUUCUUUGUGUUGAACAUCCAUUUACUGGUUGCAUUGAUGGGUGAUUUUUGAAAAUGUCUUGUGGUUUGAAUCAGGCGCUGGUAAUGAUGUUUUGGAACAGAGUGAGGAAACAAAACUACAGUGUGUUGUAAGAACAUCACCUGAUCUUUCUAAUGGGGUAAGAGUUGAUUUUGUUUCUAGUAUCACAACACACCCCAGCUUUACCCUUGACAGGUACUCUUAACAAGUUCUUUACUCCUUGUCCCAUGAAAAUACAGUUCAGUUGCCUUUUUAGUGGAAUUUUUGGUUUUCUGUCCUUGUCUGUAUUCUAACAAUCAUUGUCAUUUGAAUCAUGACAGGUUCUGUGCUUCUUUAUCUUGGUUUUAAUUCUAGGGAAAACCUUGGGAAGGAAAAACCUGAGAUUAACUAAAAAAAAGUACUGUUUCUUGAAUCUUCCAAACUGUGGCCAAUAUUUUUCUUCUGUUUUAGUGCAAAUGUCAAAUUUUGAUUGUACAAAUUAAAUUGCAUUGCUUCUUGCAAUCAAAUGUGGCUUUAGUGUACACUCGCAAACCCAUGUUUGUUCCAUAGUUGUUUGUAUCCAAUUGCUGACACAAGGGCUGUGCAUAUUUUUUAAGAGAAACAGAACAAAUCUUAGUGUCAAGUUAACAAGAAGAGUAAUUCCACCUACAACUUUUGAGUUUCUUUUCAUAUUGAAACAAAAAUCCGGUUUUUUUAUAAGUAGCAUAUAUCUGUCCUGUAACAUUGAUACUGAUGGCAACCAUAGCUAAUCUGAUACCAUUAGAUAACUUCAAAAAAACAAUUCUCCAUCAGAAAUAACUUUUGGGUCUCUGUAUUUGUUCAUUUGCUCCUUCACUCUUUCCUAAGGGCAAAGAAAUAUAGUUAAGAGCUUGUCCUCUUUACAAACAAGUGAGACUGUUGUGGGACAAUUAGAAGUAGCAUGUUUUUGAUUGCUGAUACAUAGUGACAGGAAUAUUGCAUGCUGGUGCAAAAGAUAUGUUGAUAUUACCACAUACCUAUCAGUGUCAGUAUAUAAGCUUAUAGGUGUACAUAUUUAUACUUGUAUGUCUUUGUAGCACCUACGAGGUAGCAGAUUUGUUUUCUGAUUUUUAGGAAACAAUAACCAUUGUAAUUUUAGUAAGAGCUGGUAGACAGGGGGUUUCACUAAAUGUCUGUCAAUCAUCUUGUGUUUCUUUUGGCUGAGUUAGUGUGUUCACUGCUGCAGUUUCAUAAAGUUUUCAAAGUUUUUGCUUGCCAGCAAAUUUUUGUUUACCUUCAUUAGCUAAGAAAUAAGAUAUGUGAAAAUUUCCAAUUGUCAUGCAACUCCACUCGUUCAUGUGACCAGAAUUUUGUGAUCCAGAGGGAGACUUAUUAAUGAGAGAUUGUAUUGUACAGUGUAUCUGAAAUAUAAGGCAUUUUGUGAUGGUUGUUCAAAAUGAAAAGUUAUUUGAUGUGAAAUCCAUCCAAAAAUGCAUUUGAUCUGCUGCAGGUGUUUUUUAACUAGCUUUUAAUUAUUAAAUUAAUUUGUUGCUAACUGUUACAUGUUGUAGUAUUCAUAAUUUUAUCAGUUUAUAGUCAUGUAACUUACUUGACUUUGAGUACAUUGUAAGUUGAAUUUUAGAGGAUAAUGAAAUGUCACUUUUAUUCAAUUUUCCAACCUUGCAGUUAAAGAUAAAGAAUUGUUUCAAGCAUUUUAUGCGAAAAAAACUCUCAUGAAAGUGUAUGAAGUUCUCAGAUAUAUAUUUUGCCUCUUAACAAAAUGCCAAUACUGAAAAUAAAAACUGCAAAAAUUUUGCACACAUUUGUUCUGUGGUCAUAGUAAGAAGGUCAAAGAGAGAUUGUUUGUCUGCACAGUUUCAGAGUAUCAUGUACAUGUACAACAGCUUACUGUAAAACCCUUGAUUUGCUUACUUUAUUCACAAUCUUUAAUUUGGAUGAAGGAAAAAAAAGAGAAAAACUUUUAUUCAGGGCAAAUGCAUGUAUAUUUCACUUAUAAGGUGUAUAACCAGCUAAGAACUGAUGGCAAGGAGUUCAAUUUGUCUGAGCAGUUUGCUGGUAGCUGUGUAUGGCAUUGAUACUCUCCCACCAAUGCAGCACCACAGUUUGUUUAGAAACGUACCCCCUUUAUUGAUAACAAGUUGAGUUAAUGUUGGUUCAGGGGAGCGGUAGGUGUGUAGUUGCUCAGAUACUGACAUUGACCCCAUCAUCUUCAGUUCUCUGGUUAUUGUGAUCAGCUACAUGCAUGGUGUGUUUUCUGUCCUGUUUUGAACUCUGUUCACAUGUUGUGAAGUGAUCCAUGGCAUUUAUUAUACUUGUUUUCUAAAUUGACAAACUGGAAUGUCUUUUCAGGAGAGCCAAGUAGAUGCCGGUGAAGUUCAAGAAAAAGUCAAAGAGGUGAUAUGUAAAACCAUUACUAACAUCCCUUUGUCAGAGGCCUCUUCGAAGGACCAACUUUCAGAUGCAGUAAGUAAAUACAACCAGAUGAAGUAAUCUUCAUACACAAUCAUGUGGAUAGACUGCAAUUACACUCUACUAGUACUGAACUCCUUGACCUGUAAGAGUGACUAGCAUGUAAUUUCUCCUUACAAUACCACCCAGAAUCACUCAUUAGAGACACAAGAAUACAGGAAAUGAUCACAAGGUCUUGAUUGUUGAGUAAAUUCUCCUUGUUAGCAUCUUAGGAAAUGUGUAAAGAAAAGUAUGGAGAAUAUGCAUACUGAUGUUAGUGCAUAAAAGGUUAAAGCAACAGUUUAAAUUCAAUUUGUCAGAUGAAAGCUUAACCCUUUAACUCCUAUGAGUGACCAAGACAAAAUUUCUCCUUACAAUAUUGAUACAAUAUCAAGCAGACAAGUGAUGAGAAUAAAGAAAAAUAUUAACCAGAGGAUAAUUAGUUGAUCUAAUACCAAAUUCUCCAAACUAACAUGGCAAGAACUAUAUGACAGACUGUAAGGAGAAUUACUCAUGAGAUCUUGGGAGUUAAAGGGCUAAAAAACUGGUUUGAUCACACAAAGGUUACACCUGGGCUGGGUUGUUCAAAGCUGGGUUUAGUGAACCCAGGGUUUGUGUGAAAUUGGAUUUCAGUUCUGGAAGCUCUAGAAGAAAAUUCAGCAUAAUUCUUUUUGUCAACAAUUUGAUGAUUGGAUGCUCCAUAUAGAGUAGAGGAAAUGAUCUCAAAAAGGCUAUUGAACAAAGAAGUAUAGAAACCCAGAUUAAAAUUUAACUCUGGGUUAGUACUAAUUGGCUUUUGAAAAACUGGGCCCUGCAGGCAAACUUCCCAGAAAAAAAAGGUGAAACAACAAGCUCUUUUAUUUUAGCUGCUUUCAAAUUAUUUUGCCUCAGAGUGAUAAAUUUAAUUAUUAAUAUCUUUGAAACAAAAAAGUGAGUGCAAAUUCCAGCAUUAUUGCUCUAGGCAUCUUCAGUAGACAACAAUUUGCAAAGAUGGAAAAACCACAAACUUAAAACAACCUAACCAAACAAAGAUUUUAAAAAUUUUAAAAUGCAUAGCAGAUUUCCCUGACACAUAUGCAACUAAAAGCAUUGCAGUCACUUAGAAUCCUUUAAUCUGAAAUAGGAAAUGAAAUACUAUUAAUUUGUCUCAAAGCUGAAUUAAGAAAAGGUUUUACCUGAGGAAAUAACAAACAGAAUGGUUUUCUGCUGAGUGCCCCUAGAAUUUCAUUUCUAGAUUCUUCUCCAUCAGUUUGUGGUUAUACCAUUCUAGAUUUUUUUUCCAUUUAGAAAGUUGAGUAAGAAAGAUUCUUUUUCAGGCUUGAGUUGCCAGUCCAAACUCUUCAUGAAAAUAAAAUACAGGGGAACAAAAUGAAAUAAAAUAAAACACAAGUCCAUUUGUGAAGAUUGAAGCAAGAUUGUUUUAUAUUUAUUGGUAAUGUUUCUUUAGAGCAUUUUGGUUUAUAGCAGUGUAUGAUGAUGAAAUAUUGUUUUGAAAAGCAGAUGUUUUUUUGUGAUCUCCUAAGGGAACUUUCAAAAUGAUUUUUUAAUGGUAGUAAUAUAGUUUGGAUUUUUCUUCUUUUUUCUGGAAGCUAGACUAGCUUGAUUUUGAUUGGAAACAAAUAAAAUAUUAUUUCAGUUUUAUAUUGCAUGCUUUUAAAGCUUAAUUUGAGUUAAUGCCGAAUUCAAACUGUGAGAAAGUGCUUCUUUCAGUUGGCUAAAUCUGUCACCUGCUCCAGUGUUGUCAUGCAAAUCUCUCCCACAUAAAUAAUUAAUUGAAGGAUCUGUUUUCUUGAAUGACUGCUUCUCAUGGAGUGUAUAGCAUUGUAUGUUUUACUCUAGGACUGACUGGGAAAAUUGUACAGUCAAGUCAAGUCAUUGCUUGUAUUUUUGUUCAUCCUGCUGUAAAUAUUGACUGGCCUACUCAGGGACUUAAAUACUCUUUUAAAAUUGUUAUUUUUGUCAAGAUUUUUCAAAUAAUUCUAUUUUGUUACAGCCAGCUGAAUUUCAGGCUGAUUAAUUAUCUUUGACUCUCAUGCUUUUGGUGAAGUUUUCUUUUUGUGAGAGGUUUGUGAUGUGUGAAAAGACAUUUGAGCUCUGAAAAAUUCAAAUACAGUCAAGGAAUCUUUUUUACCAGUAGCUUCUUGAGAAGGAAAGUAAUUUCAAAUGAAGAGUUCUCAUGUACAGAUUGAAAACAACUACUUUGUCAAUGUUUACGUCUAUGUGUUUAUGAAUGGAAGGCAACGUUCAAAGGUAGGAAAUCUUUCCUUUUUGCCAGUCAUACUGUGUUCCUUUAUUUUUAGAUAAAGUUAUCAAAUGAACAGUGUGCAGUGUAAAAAUGAGUAGCUUUGGCUGAUUUUGUUUUUGUAUCUAUAUCAUCAAGAAUCUUCAUGUUUUUAUUCUAUUUUUGUCUAGAUUAAAUGCAAAAAUAUGUCUGAAUUUUUCAUCAAAGCAUGUGAAUCUUAAGAUUGUUAUUAUAUCCUUUUCAUAAAUUCUGUUGGUUCUCUAAGAUUAGCUAUUUUGGGGCAAAUUGUGCCCUCUACUUCUAAUGAGAUUUAAGAUGUUGGUUUUGAUAGCCACUUUCUUUAAUAAAAUUUUAUGAAAUUAUAGCUUAGUGUCAUGCCUAUCAUGGAGGCACUAUUUAUCUGGUUGUAUUGGUGACAAUUAAAAAUUCUUCUUUCUUUAACUUGUGGUGGACUGCAAAUUUUAUGUUAUUUCUUUAUGAAGAACUUAUGAAGAUGCAACUUUGAGUGUUCACAUUAUAACUAUCUGGUUGACUAUGUCUUAUAGUUGGCCCAUCAGGGCAAAAACAACAUGCGAAUUAUUUAACCUUUCUUUACAUUGACCCACAUUUUGUUUGUUGUAAACUGUCAAGAUAGUGUUGGGUUUUGAUGUAGCAUACUUGAAAUCACCAUGGAGAGGCAGCAAGCUAAUAUAUUUAUAUAUAAUUUUGUAUUUUAAGUGUUGUUUAGCUUAAAGGCAGAAUAGUACUACAUGUAUUUUGAUUCUGGACUUUUAAAUUGCUAUCAGUUGUUUGAUAUGUAGUUUUCAUGUUACAUUGUUAAUUCAUUAACACAAUUUGUAAAGACAACAAUUUGUAAAACUCACAUAUCAAUAAUAUAUUUUGUUUAUUUUAAUUUAUAACAUGUGUGAGUGCCAUUUCAUUUGCAAUUGUAGUCAUGAAAAAAUUUUUAUGUGGUUUAGGAUAAAGAUUAAUGAAAUUAUUGAAGAAACAAUUUACUCCCUAAUGAAUUUAAUUUUGAGCUCCCAUUAAACCUCUUUAACCCUCAAAUUCACAGAUGUGACCAACAUGUAACUUCUCCUUGCAGUUUCAAUGCAUUAUCCAGCAUGUAGGUUGUGAGAAUUGACAAAACCUACUAGCUGGAAGUUGCUAUCUUAAUUAUAACCAAACUCUCUUUUUGGCCAUAUGCAAGAAAAUAUGUUUAACUUUAAUUCAGAUCUGUGGUGUUAACAGUUUAAUUUUUUGGAAAUUCUUUUUGUAGAGUUCAGCUAAUUCAAAAGAACAGCUUGAUUCACCUUCAUCAGCAUCAUGCAUUGGAGAAGAAGGAAAACUCCUUGUAAAGAGUGAGUAAAAUGUUUCUUCAGUAUCAAGUUUCAGAAAAUGGCAGCAAGAUUUUAUGCAAAAAUUGAGUUGGGUUAGAGUGCAUUUUGACUGAGUGUCAUAAUAUCAGCACUAAAACUGGUUGAUUUUUGUGUUAUGAAUUAAUGUUUCUGGAACUGUUGGUUUGUUUCUUGUGUAUGUUCAUCAGAUCCAAAGUUAUAUCAUUUAAUGUGGCUAAAACAGCAUUCAUAUAACAUGAUCAGUUAGUAGAAAAAGAGGGAGUUUGACUCAGACUAGUCUGUUAACAAUCAUUCUACUCUCUUUUGAUCAUGUAGUCUGAUUGUCUGAUGAGGGUAGUCCUGAGAAGGACUGUUGGCAGUAAUGGUGACUAUUCUCUCUUUGAUCUGUCAUCAUCAUCUGGAGUCGGAGUAAUAUAGGAGCUGUAGGGAAUUUAACAAAUGUGGACACCAGAGGGAGGGGUAGUGCUUCAUUUGUUUAGUGUAGAACAAAAGGCUGUCAACAGAAUGGAUUGAGAUAAUAGUAGAUUUACCAUUACAAUAGGAAAUCGUUACCUGGAAGCAAAAUUUUCUCAUGGAAAAAGGAAAAAUACAAGUAAUUGAAAAAUGGCAGAUAUAUUCACAAUAGUUAUGAGGAUUUUAAAAUCGUUGGAAAGAUUUUUCUCUCUAAAAUUCCUUUUUUUGUUUCUUUGCUAGUCAUAAAAGCAAGUGGUCUUUGUGGAAAAGUCAAAAGUGGUAAGUUGGGUUCUUUAUUUUGUUUUUUGUUUGAUUAUGGUAAUGUUAAGUAUCAAGCUUGUACUAGAAUUUUGAUUUUGCCUUACCUCAGAUCUUUCAGAUCAAAGAUAUGUAGAUAGACAUCAGGUUUGGAGAUUCUUUUGCCUCUCUGUAUGAAACAAUUUGAUUAUAUUUGUGAUUAUUACAGGCAAAUGCGUGGCAUUGUAGAACCUCCUAACAGGUGGAACAGUUUGAGCAUAAAUUGUUCUUUUACCUUGUGUUAAAUCAUGUAUGUUUGAUAUUUUCAGGAUCACUCAGUCCUUACUGUAUCGUGUCUACUAGCAACCCACUUCAGCGCAAGAGAACUACCAUGGUCAGAGAUAAUGAAAAUCCGUUCUGGAAUGAGUAUUUCACUUUGUAAGUCUGAUAAAGUUUUACAUUUAUCACUGUUUUUUUUGGCAGCUUGUCAAGUUACUGUGAAUGCUCUGUGGUUAAUUAUCAGUUACCUUAUCAGUUGUUUUAACAAUGUAAAAUAAAUACUGGUAGUCAAACUGUGCCUCCUUUAGUUUUCAAUUUAUCAUGAAAAAUUCCUACAUGUAUUUUCCAGUGGGAGGUGUAGUGGCCUGAUGGUCAGUGCACUGGACUCUGAGUCAAGAGGUCUGGGAUGGAGACCUGGCCAGGUUGCUGUUUUGUGUUCUUGAGCAAAACAUCUUACUCUCACGGUGCCCCUGUCCACCCAGGAGUAUAGAUAGGUACUGGUGAAGUGCAGGGGGGCAACCUUGCUAUAGACUAACAUCCCAUCCAGUGGGGAGUAGUAAUACUCUUAGAUGCUUCAUGCUAUGUGGAAACUGGGAUAAGCUCUGGCUGGGUGGAUCACCAGGCUCAAGCACAGGAAUUUCAGAUCAAUAUCAGUAUCUGGGCAACUACCCACCUACCCCUCCCUAACCCAACAUUAACCCUAACUUGUUAUUAAUUGACUGUUGUUGAGUUAGGGGAGGGGUAGGUGGGCAGUUGCCCAGAUACUGAUAUUGAUCUGGCAUUUUUAUAUUCAAGUGGUUUAAGAAGCUUUUACUCUUUAAUUGUUAAUUCAAGUUUCUCUUUAAUUAAUCUUUUGUUUUAUUUGUUUAUAUAUUUAUUUAUUUAUGUCACUUUUCCUUUUGGCAAAAACAGUGACAUCAAUCCCAAAACCAAAGAGAUCACACUUGAUCUAUAUGACUAUGAAAAGACAGAAAAAGGUGAGUCUUGUCUUUGUGGUAUUGGACACAGUUUUGGAUGAGCUCAGAAUCAAGCUCUAUGCACGGAAGUUUUAGAGUUUUUGUUUCCUUCAUAGGCAAAUCACUUUAUGCAACAGAGUCUGUCUUCACAAGUUGAAGGACUCUGAAUUGAGUAGUAAGAAAUAAAAUGUUCCAACCUCUCUUACAAAGGGUUACAUGGGUUAAAACCUCUCUAACCUUUACCCACCUCCCCCAAAUUUUGAAGUUUUUCUGUGUAAUUUUCUCAAACAUCGUGGAGUUACAUGCAGCUCUGAUCGACUAACAUCUCGUCAAGGGGGUGGGGGGUGGGGAAGGAAGAGCACCCUGACCUGACUCAGUUGGCCAGGAAUGUUGCUGCAACGUUUCUGGCUGUCUCAUUUUACUGCUAUGGGCUUUUCCUUUAUUGGGUGUCUUUUAGCACAUCAUUAAAUUGUACCUCAAUUAGUUAUUUUGAGGCAGAGGAAAGUUUAUCAGUUUGCAGUUUGUUUUUCAAGGAAUAAAUGCCAACCUGUUGUAUGCAACUUUCUGGCAAACUUCACCCCUCCCCACCACAGGAAGAUCUAUUUCGACCCCUAUUCACCCCUAUGGAUUUUACGUUUGCCUUUCCGAAUUUCAGUAGAAAGAUCCACGCGGUCACAGAGUUUACUGCUGAUUUAAGUGGCUUAAUAUUAUCUGAAACAUCACAAACUCGUUAGAUAUAGCUUGAUUUAAGUUAAAGAACAACUAUAGCCGUAAUGACAUUAUAAACAUCAAAGCGCACAUGAACAGCUUUCAAUAUCAUUCUUGUAAACAUUUUGUUGGUUAAACGUUAACCCUGAUCUGUGUAAACUUUUCCAUGGCCUUGAAUAAAACAUUAAACAUUGCAUAUAAACCUUAAACCAUAAAUUCGCCUAAUAAGCAUAUUGCAGUCUGAAUUUAUUCACUUUCACUUGUAAACAAGCUAAAUCAUUUUCGCUACUAAAUCAUUUUUUUUGGCAUUUUUUUCACGAUCACUGCGAAAUCAUUUUCAUUAAACCUUUCACUAAAGUUCACCUGCUCCACUGAAACAAGUGUAAUUGUUUUUUUUUUGCUGUUGUUGUUUUGCUUUAAAUAUGAAAAUCUCCUCCAUUUAAUAAAGAUAGUUGUGAAUAUUUUUUACGUCUAAAUGUCUUUAAACAGAUUCUCUCUGUCAUUUGGAAGACAAUGAAUUUACUGAGGAGCAAGGUGAAUCAGACACAGUACACUAUGAUAUAGUUUCACAACAUAAAGAUGAAGUAGAAACAAGAUUAUGAUGAUGUUAUAAGUAACGCAGUAAAUGGUUUCUAAGUAAUGAACAGGGAAUUACAUCGAAACCAGAGGGAAAAAAUCGCUAAUAAGUUAAUAAGUAAAGUGUUAACAGUAAAAAAUUUAUCUUUACCAUGCGUAUUUUUUUUAAGGGGGAGACUAAAGAUACGUGAAUUCACAAUUUUAUAGGUCAUAAUGCCGUCUUAAAAUAAAAAAUAGUUUCCAGUCCCUUUAUUCAGUGAACCAGUCAAACUAUGGUGCAGUGGUUAUGUAGACUCGUUACGGGCCUUGGGUUCGUGUGUCACGCGAGCGUGUCUUUUUGUUCUACUAAACCUUAACAUAUAUAAACUCAGACAAACGGUAACAGAGAUAAAAAAAAUCUUAAUGUUUUAGUCGCCGUCGUCGUCCUUCUAGAAUCUAGAAUCUAACUGUCUCUCUCGUCUGUCAGUGCUGCAGUGAAGAAACAGGGUCCUGCCUUGUAACGUACUUCGUUUACUUACAUAGAUGAUUAUCUUGGCCAAGUGAUUGUCCCUCUUUCGACGGUGAACAGAGACCAGACAUGUCGGCUGAUUCUCCCUGUGCUGCCCAAGUCAUCUAAAAGUGACCAUUCAAGGGGCGACAUCACCUUGGAGGUUAGACAACAAUGAUCAGAAACAUCCUCUAACGAGUCUUAAAAGUAGUUAUCUUUUAGUUUAUUUAUGUUUUUUGUUUCAUUUAUUAUUGAUUUAUUGUCUUUUUUCGAUAAUUAUUAGCAUUAGGUAAAGUGAAGAAAAUGUUCGGAUUUUAAAUUUCCUUAUCCACGAAUUCUCUCUGAUGUGCAUGAAUUGGGAAAACAAGGAAUUAAUGACACUAUGUUCAGAAACGUAAACAGGCCACACGGCAGAGUUCAACAUGUUAGUCCCACGGAAAUCUGGUCACAACUUAACUGAUGAUCGACGUACUGUCACAUUUAACGCACUUUACAGCAAAAACUUACUUAUGUGCGCCAGCGAGUUUGAUCAAAUGAACACUUAAAACGGUACAUCCCGUCACAGUUUCGCCAGUUAGUAACCAACCACUCUGUCUUUCUCAACAGUUUACCUUUGAUAAGGAUGGAAAGGUCAUUGAUGCUACUCUGCCCUUAGUAAGUGGCAUGGGGCGAAAACGUAUGUCCAGUGGUAAGUUCUCUUCUUGUUUGCCUUUAUGUUUAGUCAUUGAUUUUCAGAUGUAAGUAUGCAUUUUGCACAGGACUCUCCUACAGAUUGAAACAAAAUGGGAAGAAGUAGUGUGGACGAGUACAUUUUUACCUGAAUUCAUUUGUUAAAGUUGAUACAUCAGUUUAUUUGGAGACUAAAGCUAUAAGGAUCAAGAUGACCAAAUCGAUGAUCGAAAAGACUUAACACAGAUUGCAAGUGACGAGCGUGAAAAUUGUUGUAGAAAAUAUUUCAGAUGCGCAAAUUAUUGCUUAGUUCCUAGACGUUCCAACUUUCGCUAGAGUUCAGUGCGAAUCCUGUGUGCCCCUACUGAUGAUCUCUACCGCGCCGAUCGUUAUUUGGUUAGAUAUAAAUCCUGUUCUUGUUAAUCGUUGCUUUUCAGAUCCUGAGAGCCCUAGUGCCCACAGCUCCCCAUCAGAGGAAGCAGCCCCAGUCUUCAUGAAUGGCGGGGGACCUGAUCCCGAGAUCAAUGGACACAUUCCAGUUCGGAAGCGUUACAUCGAGUCAAGUCUGGAUGAACUGGCCAUGGAGAUUGAAGCUUAUGAAGCUAAUGAUGGGAAGCCGAAACACGCUAGUUACGAAAACGGCGUGGACACUGUAGAACAACAUGACGAACCAGAGUUAAUGAGUGAGCCUCCUGCUCCAAUCGUUGUCAUGGCAACUCCUGUAGUUGAGCCCGUGCUGGAAAAGGUGAAGGUGAAAGAAGCUGUCGAGGAACCAGUCAAACUUGUCGAGGUAAGGCGUUUAAAGCAAUCGUUGGUUUCUUUAAGUGUUUUAAAGGACACCAUCUUCGACAUACAUGUGGAUAGCGUAGUUGGUUAUGGUUUUGUCAGUUCUUCCUCUGAUUUUUACAGGAAGUUGAAGCGGUCGAAGUAGAAGUUCCCAUAGCGGAGAACAAAGAGGCCGAAGAGGAGAAUAAAGGUCAAGAGGAAGACAUGAAAGAGGAAGAGAUACAAGAACAAAACGAAAAAGAAGAUAAAGACGAGAAGCCAAAGGAAGAUAAAGACGAGAAGCCAAAGGAAGAGGAAGAAGAGGUGAUAGAAAAGAAAAGUAAAACACGAAGGUCAUUCAAGUUUGCCUUCAAAAGGAAACAAAGUGACAAGAAGACAGUUAAGGAUGAUGAGAAAGCCGCCGCAGCUGAAGAAUUGGAGGAAGAGAUUAAAGAAAUUCAUGACGAUGUCGUGAAAGAAGAAAGUGUUAAAGACGAGGAAACGAGAGAAGGAGGCGAAAAAGAAGAGGAAGAAGAAGAGGAAGUACAACAGCAAGUGGAAAGCAAAGAAGAAGGACUAAAAGAUGAGCAUAAAAAAGACGGCGAGACCCAAGAAGAGGAAGAGAAGGAAACAGAGAUCGAGAAAUCGAAAGAACUUGAAGAAAUGACUGAACAAGCUUCAGAACUGAACACCAAACCCAAACUGCGAAGGUCCUUCAAUCUGUUUAGAAGGAGACCAGUUAGUAUGAGUGCAGCCGACAGGGACACAGAUAAGGGUGAAGAAAAGGUGUUCAAGAGAGAUGACCCAAUCAGACACUCCUACCAUGCAGGGGACCUACCUGUCCCAGAUCCAUCUAACUUGCGUAAGUGCUUUGACCUUCGUUCGGAACCUCUCAUAUAUAAGACGGGGGGAAUUUUAUGCAAACCAAAAGAGUAGGGCUACCAACAGGGGAAUGAAACUCUAACCGAUGUGUUAUUUAAUCAUUGAAAAAAUUUGUUUCAUUUUGACAGGCAAAUCCACCAGUCAAUCUUCACUUCUCAGCUAUUCACCAAGUCCUCACUCCACACUGGUUAUUGAAACAAUGCACAAGGGCCAGAAAAAGUAAGAAAGUGCCUGUGUCUAUUCUUGUCUCAUAUGCAUGCCAUAAACGACAUGAAAACGUGGAUCAUUUUUUAUAUGAUUUAAUACGUCAAUAAUUCAGGUAAUUCAUGCCUUUUAGAACGGAUUUGAAUUAAGAUUGGUACCUUUCCAAAAUCGAAAAUACUGCAUCCACACGAGUGGAUAAAACAAGGAAAACGUGAUGAUGAUAGUUGUGAUAAAUCUUUAUUGAACUCAUCAUAUAAUUCAGUUUAUUAAACUACGACCUUUUUUUGUUCAACACACUCACACUAAAUCUGAAAAGUGAACCUACAUUUCGAGCUAAAUUAGGCAUUUGGUUUUCUUGUUAGCUCCUCGUACGGUUUAAGGUUUAGAUAGACGACAGGUGAUGCAUGGAAAAACACAGCGCGGUUUAUGAUCACCCAAAAUCUGAUUGGUUAAACGUUUUUGCAAUUUCUCCACCAAUCAGAGAUGGGUCAAUGUACAACCAAAUAAAAACUUCUGGCUCUCAUUGGCGCUACGUUACGAGCGAGAAAACAUCGUUUAAUUCUUCUGAUAUGCUACAUGUAAUGUUUUUCUCAGAUAUGCGCACAUUCCUCCCGUGAUGGCUAAAAGACAAGCUUAUGAGAAAGGAGGCAAUAAGCUGCACAUUUAUAAUGAUCACAUUUUCACCGCUGUCCACUUUACUGGAAGGUAUAACGCUGUUAUUUUUGUUGUUGAAGUUAUUGCUGUGAUUGUUGUUGUUGUUUUUGCGGUCUGACAUUGAAUGGAUUCAAAUCGUAUCCUCUUAAAUAUUUCAUUCUGUGCUUCUACAGGGCGUUUAUUUUAUUCUUGACGCCUUUGACCUCCAUUUGCUGCUUUUCUAGCCUAUUCACUCCAAUUCUCUCUGUUUAGCUCACCGGAAUGUGCUGUGUGUGCAAAAUCAAUCAAAGGAAAAAUCGGAAAACAAGGCUACCAAUGUAGAGGUAAUAAUUAAUGAAAGAUACUAAAUCACAGUCAUGUCAAAUGCUAUUUUUGCAUUAGAAAAGAUCGGGAGCCGCCCACACAAUUGGAACGAUGGAUUUCAACAUUUUCAACUUCAGACAACUCAAUGUGGGCAGUGAAAUCCCAACUUGUUCUUUGACCGUAGAUUUGCAAACGGCUUCGGUUUGAAUUCCGUGAAUCAGGAAAAGCUCCUCAGUAUUUGUGGCCCCAAUUUCAGCCAUCUGACAUUCAAAUGGAAAACCGCUCUAAAAGCUUCAGUUUUUCAAUGAAGUCAGUGUGAGGUCAAUUUUCAUCUUCAGUGACUUGUCUCGGUGACGAGACCAGAUAACAGGGCUCAGAUCUCAGCGCAUCAAGCGUAAAGAAACUGAGCUUACUAACUCUUGCAUAUUUUAAAUGUCAUCUUUGUUUGUGUAUCUUUUCAGAGUGCAAAUUAGUCACACAUAGGGAUUGUCAUUACCAGACUACCGCAAUGUGUUCCAGUGAUGCUGUCAAACAUCUUGACAUGUAAGUACCUGUCAAAAAUUUCGAAAGAAAGCAAAAAAAUCAGUCAUGUCAUCAUUUGUGGUUGUCUUCCCCUCGUUGCACGUGUUGUCAUGCAAUACUCAGGAGUUGUCACUUAACGCCGGGAGAUAAGUCCGUGUUCUUAAUCAAAAUCCCUUGCCAUGACUGGAGUUGCUUUGCACAAAUGGAUUUCAAACAAUAAAAUAAACGAAAAAUAAACAUUAAACAACUAAUCAAUAAUUUAAUGAUACAUCAUUCUAUCGUUACUCCACAAAUUGAAAAUAACAUGUCACUUUUGAGUCUGUGAGAACUAAGUGAAACAAAGAAGGAUAUUCAUUUUACUUAAAAUGACCAAUAUUGAAAAUGAAACCAUAAAUAUAUGUUAAAAAGUACAUAAACACACGAUUAAAAUCAUACCCUGUUUUAAAAAAAAAAGCCGUAAACGUGAAAGUGAACCAGCUCACACACUUCAGUGAUAAAGGCGAUUUACCUACAUCAUUAAAGUCAAACCCUCUUUAACCUUUUUAAUUCUUCAUAGUUGACACGUUCGAACAGAAAACUAUUUAGUGCCUUUGUCGUUAAUUUUUAGUAAACUUCCUUGCCCUCCCCUCUCCCCUUUCUUCCCCUUUUUCACUUGUUCCCUCCCCAUUCCCACCAGCGUAAAUUUGUGAAAUGACUGUCAUUAAAUUAUUCUUAAACAACGCAACACAGCUCCAGAGACCGCAGUGAGCGCACGACCAACACGCGACUAACUGGCGACAAAUGAAAAAGGUAUCACGUGUCAGAUAUGACUCGUUUCCAAGCUUUACACACUGCUGCGCGUCUUAAAACCGAUCUAAAUGCUUUCAACUUCUGUGAGCUAAUUUCUCUUCUACUCUUCUGUAAUACAGUAAAAAAAUGCCGCAAUUUGUUGGCCAUUAAUGAGGUGAAGGGAUAAGGCUGUGUGCAGAGGUAGGCUUGCCAUAAACGUUUUAUCAAAAACUAACCACUUUUAACCCCUUUUCUAAGCAUUUUCUAAAAGAAAGAAGAAUAAAAUUAACAAUCCCUUUCUCAGCUCAGAAAGUUGUGCCUUUCAUCGGUUGUCAGAAAAAGGAAAGCCUAUUUUUUUGUUUGCUCUUUGAUUGAUAUUUUUCUUCAUUCGUGACAGAAAUUUAUUAAGGUUAAUUUCCCAAAAGCAUAAUCCAAAUUAAUGGAAAGGGUGGACUCAUACCACUUAACUGACUGGUUACCCUUAAGGCAUAACUUUUUGAAGCUUGUAGGUACCUAAAAGUUAAAUAUUAUUGCUAGAAUUAGAUUUAAACAUUUGAAUGAGGAAAUUAAUUCUUCAACGUAAAGGAACGUUUCCUAAGAUAAGGAAACAAUAACUCCAUUAAAUCGCGAAUGAUUUUAAUGCUUGAUAACAACGAGUAAAAACUAAAACUUUAAAACUACGUUAACCUUAAGCUCACGGUUAGACUACGAGUAGUCCCUGCUUUUCGGCGAAGUCCGUCGCGCUAGUCGGAAAAGAAAUCAGUGAAAAGAAUUUGAUGUUAGCGCGCCGCGCGGAACUCUGGGAGUGAGGCGCCUAAAUAUUCCGCGCGGCGUGCUAACAUCAUUCACUGAUUUUUUUUUUUGCGCAACGGUCUUUGCCAAAAAGCAAGAACUGCUCGAACGGUUUCUUUAACUUAAUAGGCCUCUCAACCACUGAGCGAUUAAGUAUCUAGCGAAGCUAAUUUUACGUUUUUGUUUCACUCGACAGAGAAUAUGUUGGAGGUACCGAGGUCUGACCAUGGAAAGCUUUCACUUAAAAAUCCUGAAAAGCUCCUGCCAUUCCUAUCGUUCUUAUAUGUUUUAGAUGUCACAAAAUUAUAUCAAAAAAAUGCUCCAUAUCUUAGCAGACGUAAUGUUUUCACCAAUGAAGAAUUUGUAAAUUAGAAAGUGCGCCCAGUCGAUGUAUUGCCGGGGUCAAAAGAGAGAGUCUAGGACUAGGGUACGGUGGCAUUGGUGGGUUUGAGAACUGAGAACUGACGUUAGGGUUUUUUUUAUUAGUUGAACAAUUGAACAGCUGAAAAAGUAGAUAAUUGUUGUAUGUAGUGAGCCGGUUCUUUUUCCCGCCCGCCUCAUCACGUUUGUGUUUGAGCGUUUAGUCUCAUAUUCCUCAACGUUUAUUCCACUCAGCUUGCCGAAAAACAGGUCUUCAAGCACUUUGGGUAUCAUACAGGUGGGGGUGAGGCACCUCAGAGGCUUUGCAGCGACGAAACAUCAAAUUAAAUUUUUUGCUGCUUUUUGCUUGUGUUGCGGAUAACUUGCAAGGGUUAUCGUCGACUGGGGCUCAGUGACUGAUUUAUCAUUGCUCCAAUAUUUAUGUCUUCAUUGCUAGAAAUUGAAUGAUGUUUUGCAUGUGGAGCUUAAGUUAAACAGCAUUUGAUAGCUUACACAGUAGAGUGCAAUCACUGAGUGUUACUGUAAACAUGUUCAAUAAGAAUCAAUGGCAACUUCUUAAGGGGGGAGGGGAGGGUGGUAAAAUCAUAGGUCAAAGGCGGGAUAUAGAUUAAUUUAUAGCUUUAAAUAGUGGGAACAAAUGACAUAAAGGGAAGAGUAUAACAGAGUAAUUUAUUUAUAGAUAAGUGAAUUAUUGCCUGUUUCUCUCAUUUAGUGAAUGAGGGGAACAAAAAUUGGCCGAAACCUCCCUACUGCUUUCUGAAGAGAAAUUCAUCACGGUCAAAAUGAAAUCGUAAGAACUAUACGCAGUUUCUAUCAUCGCCAAGAGAGGAUCAACUUAUCCCUUAUUAUUAUAAUAUUCGCCACGCUUCCACAUUCACUCAUGUAGGCUAGUAUCCUCUUUAAUGUUGUUGAAGACAGUUACGUGACUUUAAAAAAGCCGGAGUAAGUGUAGGAGAAGAAAUCUGAAUGUAUGUAGAGCAGUCCUGUUAUUCAACUCAAACCCUCUAAG
Pocillopora meandrina is the source of this 21931-nucleotide messenger RNA. The record is from the annotation of a GenBank genome assembly. NCBI's taxonomy places the organism in Eukaryota, Metazoa, Cnidaria, Anthozoa, Scleractinia, Pocilloporidae.